Messenger RNA from Phascolarctos cinereus (koala), 4042 nucleotides. RefSeq names its product nephronectin (gene NPNT). The record is from RefSeq and is a predicted model, not a curated record. Gene Ontology annotation, molecular function: calcium ion binding. Gene Ontology annotation, cellular component: membrane. NCBI's taxonomy places the organism in Eukaryota, Metazoa, Chordata, Mammalia, Diprotodontia, Phascolarctidae.
UUCUCCAAGACACACCCCUCCCGACUAGAACUCACCUGCACCAACCCCUUCUUCCAGGCUGUGCAUACGGCGCAUACCUCUCCCUGCUACUUGGCGGCUCCCCUCCCCUUCCUGGCUCACCAUUAGCUUCAGCUUCCUCCUCAUUUCAUUAGGCUUCCACCUUUGCUUCCCAUGUCCCAGUAGUUCACUCUCCCUGACCCCCUCAGUCCCCUGCAGAGCUUCCUCGCGCUCUGGGCUCUCCCGGAGAUCCUGUGCGUGCUCCCCCUCGUUCUGAGCUCUCGGGGAGCAGGGAAGGAGGCCAGGCACACGCGUCGGCUCGCGCCCUUCCCCGCCCCUGUGGCGGCUCGUCUGCCCUCUCUCUCCUUAUCCCUCCCUCCUUCUUUCCCUCCCCCCCUGCAGCGCCUCCCUCUCUCCAGGAGAGAACCGUAGAGGGGCUGCGGGCGCCUGGCCAGAGCGGUUCAGGCUGCUCUCCUCCACGCUUCUGUCCCCCGAGCUCCAGUAGCUGCGGGAGGGGGACCCCUUGCAGUUGGCAGCUUGGAGAGGGAGAAGGGCUGAGGAAAGAGCGUGCGUUUCUCGGCGGCCCCGCCAACUGUCAGCUCUGCUCCUCCCCUCCAACCUGUUCCCCUCGCUGCCGCUGCUGCUGCUGCUACCUCCUCUGCGUUGCUCUAGCCCCAACUAGUCUACACUCUCUCCAGACAUGGAUUUACUCCUGGCACUGGUGUUCGCGUCUUCGCUCUACCUGGAGGCUGCGUCGGAGUUCAAUGGAAGGUGGCCCAGGCAAAUAGUGUCCUCCAUUGGACUAUGCCGCUAUGGCAGUAGAAUUGAUUGCUGCUGGGGCUGGGCUCGCCAGUCAUGGGGACAGUGUCAGCCUUUCUACGUCUUAAGGCAGAGAAUAGCCAGGAUAAGGUGCCAACUCAAAGCUAUAUGCCAACCCAGCUGCAAGUACGGUGAAUGUAUAGGGCCGAACAAGUGCAAGUGUCAUCCUGGAUACUCAGGGAAGACCUGCAAUCAAGAUGACCACCUCUAUCCAACCCCUCUUGACCAGCACAGUGAACAGCCUUACGUCCAACCCCUGGAUCUUCGUGCAACGAAUUUACCUUCAAGGGAUUUAAAUGAAUGUGGUCUCAAGCCCCGGCCCUGCAAGCAUCGGUGCAUGAAUACUUAUGGCAGCUACAAGUGCUACUGUCUAAAUGGGUACAUGCUUAUGGCAGAUGGAUCUUGUUCAAGUGCCCUGUCGUGUUCGAUGGCGAAUUGUCAGUAUGGCUGUGAUGUGAUGAAAGGUGAUGUGCGCUGCCGCUGUCCUUCACCAGGUUUACAGCUGGGGCCAGACGGGAGGACCUGUGUGGAUGUGGAUGAAUGUGCAGCUAGGAGAGCUGUAUGCCCCAGAUUUAGGCAAUGCGUGAACACCUUUGGAAGCUACAUCUGCAAGUGCCAUAAAGGCUUUGACCUCAUGUAUAUUGGAGGCAAAUACCAGUGUCAUGAUAUAGAUGAAUGCUCUCUUGGUCAAUACCAGUGCAGCAGCUUUGCCCAAUGUUACAACGUAUACGGGUCAUACAAGUGUAAAUGUAGGGAUGGCUACCGGGGAGAUGGCAUAAACUGCAUAUAUAUUCCAAAGGUUAUGAUUGAACCUUCAAAACCAGUUCAUGUAUCAGAAGGAAAUAAUACUUUCCCAAAAGGUAAUGGAGGACAUAUUAAUAAAAUUCCUGAUAUUGCAACUACUAGAUGGCCUCUAAGGACACCACACAUUCCCACUGUUCAUACAGAGAGAUCUACUCCUAAGCCCCCAAGACCUACACCAAAGCCAACGACACCACCUCCACCAAACACAACUGAACUUACUACUGUCCGCAUGACACCACCACCAUGGACAGCAGUAACAACGCAAAGACCACAGCCCAAGCCAUCAACAAUGGCACCUUCAUUUUCAACCAAAAUACCAAUUGAAAGUACAUCUCCAAGAGGAAUGACGGUUGACAACAGAAUACCGACAGAUCCUCAGAAACCCAGAGGAGACGUGUUCAUUCCUCGCCAGCCUGGAGUGAACAAUGACCUGUUUGAAAUAUUUGAAAUUGAAAGAGGGAUCAGUGCAGAAGAUGAAGCCAGAGAUGAUCCAGGUGUUCUGAUCCACAGCUGCAGCUUUGAUCAUGGUCUUUGUGGAUGGAUCAGGGAAAAAGAUGAUGAUUUACACUGGGAACCAUCCAGAGAUCCAGCAGGUGGACAGUAUUUGAUCGUCUCAGAACCCAAAGACCUGAGUGGAAAAGCAGCUCGCCUGGUGCUGCCUCUUGGCCACCUCAUGAACUCGGGUGAUUUGUGUCUGUCAUUCAAGCACAAGGUAUCUGGGUUCCACUCUGGUGCACUCCACGUGUUUAUGAGAAAGCAUGGUACCCAUGGAGCAGCCCUGUGGGGGAGAAAUGGUGGCCAUGGCUGGAGGCAAACACAGAUCACGCUGCGGGAUUCAGCUAUCAAGAGUGUCAUCUUCAAAGGUGAAAAACGGUAUGGCCACUCCGGGGAGAUUGGAUUGGAUGACGUGAGCUUGAAAAGAGGCCAGUGCUCUGAAGAACCCUAUCUCCACCAGCCUUGGCAAUAAGCAUCUGCUUGGCUCCCUCUCCUCUCUCCUGUCUCCUUUCCAUGAGGCUGAGAAGAGCUGGGUCAGGAGCAAGUGGCGAUCCACUUCUUGUUGGCCUGCUUUGUGCAAUUCCCAAUGAAGAGUAAAACUCUCCUUUCCAUAAAGAACCCCCGAUGACAACCAUCAGGCAAACCCCCAGCCCCUUCAUCCAUUGUCUCUUCUGGUGCUGCAGUGUAUAUGGGACAGAUCACAUCCUUCAUCCUGGAUCUAAGAUGCUCUGGAAAUAAAGGAAGAGGAGUACAUCUUGGUGGGGAGUUUUCUAAACAAACAAAUGAAAACAUCCCAUUCAAAAGGGCAUCCUAUUAACUAUCCAUUGUUGUACCAAAUGUAAUAACCAUUUCACAUGUGAUAUGGUAUACCUGUGGAAAUGGUUUGUCCUAAUUUAAGUUAGCUCUAGCCAGGACCCAAACUCUGGCUGUCUACUUACUGCCAUUUUUUUUUUUUAAGAAAGAAGGAUGUGUACUAUGUCAAAUUACACUUAUUCUUAUGUUGUAUCCAUUUUUUCAAAAAAGACAAUUAUAUAGAGUAGCAUUGCAUCCCUUUAAUAUCAGUAGAGUUGUGUUUUCUGUAAAUGUGCUAUUGAUAUUAUAUAUUUAUGGGUUCCUAAUAUUUACAGACUCUAGCUGUAAGGUUAAAAAAAAACAGCUUGUGAUCUCUUGAGCUUAAAAAAAUGCAUCAUGUGAAAUCUCAUCCUUUUCUGUGACCCUGUGUUGUAGGCCAGAUAUAAAUUGUAAAUAUCAUCUCAUUUUGACAGAAUAAGGCACUGGUGUGAGCUAAAUACAUAUUUUCAUAUCAUAAUUGUCUUACCUCUGAUUAAUCUAGACCAGAGGUUCAUAAUGGCAGCCGACAGGCAGCACUUUACAAAGUCCUAUUGCCAUUUUAGACUAAAUGAAUCCCAGUUUAUAUUUACCCCCACAAGAUUUUGACUUAAGAAUAAAAAUAAAGCCUCUUAAAGACAACAAUACUUCCUUAAUAAAUAAUAGGGUUUUUUUGCCACAGUUUUUUGUGACUUGCAGUGCUGCUGACAACACUCCCUACAAUAGCCUGAAGGAGAUUAAAAUGUAAUUGGAAAAUAUUUCCCAAAAUAAAUCAAAAUGAGGUAGAACAUAGUAAUGUUAAUAUGUGGUUUUCUAAGUCAAUAUGCAGCCCACAGGAAUCCUUAUACACAGGUAGAGUGGUUGGUUUCUAUUUGAGUUUGGCAUCAGUUAGCUAGACAAUUUUUUUUAUUAGAAUCAGGUCCUUCCUUCCCGCUAAGGGCAGCAAACCGUUGCUUUAUAGUACAAGAGUGAAUUUCUGGCAUCUUAUAAGUGGUUAAAUCUCUACUUCUGAAUUCAUAGGACCAUAGAUCUGGAAGGUACCUAGGGGUUCAUCUAGUAGUCCAAUUCCCCUUUUUAUAGAUGAAGAAACUAAGGCCCA